Panthera uncia (snow leopard) is the source of this 969-nucleotide messenger RNA. Its product is annotated as olfactory receptor 7A17-like. The record is from RefSeq and is a predicted model, not a curated record. Bases 1 to 969 code for a protein of 322 amino acids. Lineage: Eukaryota; Metazoa; Chordata; Mammalia; Carnivora; Felidae. Gene Ontology annotation, cellular component: membrane. Gene Ontology annotation, biological process: G protein-coupled receptor signaling pathway. Gene Ontology annotation, molecular function: G protein-coupled receptor activity; olfactory receptor activity. The transcript has a single exon.
AUGGGACCAGGCAAUGACACCCAAAUUUCAGAAUUUUUUCUUCUGGGAUUAUCAAAUGAACCAGAAUUACAGCCCCUCAUAUUUGGACUUUUCUUCUCCAUGUACUUGAUCAGUGUCUUUGGAAACCUGCUCAUCAUCCUGGCUGUCAGCUCUGCCUCCCACCUCCACACGCCUAUGUAUUUCUUUCUCUCCAUCCUGUCCUUUGUGGACAUUUGUAUCACCUCUACCAUCAUCCCAAAGAUGUUGGUAAAUAUACAGACACAGACUAAAAUUAUAACCUAUACAGGAUGCAUCAGCCAGAUCUAUUUUUCCACACUCUUUGCAGGCUGGGACAACUUUCUCCUGGCCGUGAUGGCCUAUGACCGCUUCGUGGCCAUCUGUCACCCCCUGCACUACACGGUCAUCAUGAACCCCCGGCUCUGUGGACUGCUGGCUCUGGUGUCCUGGAUCACGAGUGUCCUGAAUUCCUUGUUACAAAGCUUAAUGGUGCUGCGAUUGUCCUUCUGUACAAACUCAGAAAUCCCUCACUUUUUCUGUGAACUCAAUCAGAUGACCCAGCUUGCCUGUUCUGAUACCUUUCUGAACGACACAGUGAUGUAUAUUUCAACGGUGUUGCUGGCCGGUGGUCCCCUUGCUGGGAUCCUUUACUCUUACUCUAAGAUUAUUUCCUCUCUACGUAGAAUCCCAUCAGCUCAGGGCAAGUAUAAAGCAUUUUCCACCUGUGCGUCUCACCUCUCAGUUGUCUCCUUAUUUUAUUGCACGGUCCUGGAAGGGUACCUUAUCUCCUCUGCUACCCAGAACUCCCACUCAAGUGCAACAGCCUCAGUGAUGUACACGGUGGUCACGCCCAUGCUGAACCCCUUCAUCUACAGCCUGAGGAACAAAGACAUAAAGGGGGCUCUGAGGAGAUCCUUCGGGAUGGCAGGGACAAAAGGGACCAUCGUCCUGCUGGUGAAGAAGUGCCCUUGA